AUGGGUGAGCGUAAGAUAUUACUUUUCAUAUUCUUCGUUAUAUUUUAUUGCCUGUACAAUGUUAACAUGUGGUUUAUGACAAACAAUACGAAUGAGGUAAAGACAACGGCGGCGGAUUCAAACGAAAAGACUGUGCCCGGUGUAAAAUCGAACAACAUUCAGGCCAAAGUUGUAAAAACAAAACCGUUCCCUUUAUUUAUUAAAGAUUCUUGCAACGCUUUAGAAGUCUUUACUCGAAAACCGUUGCCGCUAGCAAAAAAAUCGAGAACCAAAGUUAUGUACAACGAAGAUAAUACUAUCACAGUGAUAGGAAUAACGGUAUUUCUAGUUGUAUUGGUGCUGAAUGCUCUGUUGGAUAUACUGAAAGUAAAAGAAGAGGAAAAGGCUAGAUUAAAGCUGAACCCAAAUGGCGAAAGAAGACAAUCGCUUGCAGAAUUUGCAAAUAAAAAAGUCUUGAGACGGGAGUCGAGUAAAUUUGGAAUUCAAUUGUUUCCAUUGGCUGAAUCUUCGGUAAGCUCUGAUGAAGAAACGAAAAGACGAAAAGAGAGUAAACCUUACAUGAGAGGAGAGUCAAUUAAUUCAUAUCUUAGUGAGAAAACAAAUAAAAGUGAUAACUCAGCGCCGGCGUCGAUCGGAGAGACUUCGACUGACAUCAAACAUGCUAAGAGGCAGUCAGUUGCUAAAUUAAUUGGAGCCCGCCCAGCUCCGAUGGUCCGUCGUUCAUCCUUCCCAGUUCUGCCAAUGAACCCUGAGAUCCACGCGCUCAUGCUGAGUGGCAGACAGUCAUCUAUUGACAGCGACGAAGAAAGUGAUGGCAAAGGAAAACGAGUCAGGAUUAUACGUAGAUUUUAA
Danaus chrysippus (African queen) is the source of this 852-nucleotide messenger RNA. Lineage: Eukaryota; Metazoa; Arthropoda; Insecta; Lepidoptera; Nymphalidae. The record is from the annotation of a GenBank genome assembly.